Erinaceus europaeus (western European hedgehog) is the source of this 2962-nucleotide messenger RNA. RefSeq names its product tubulin tyrosine ligase like 13 (gene TTLL13). Lineage: Eukaryota; Metazoa; Chordata; Mammalia; Eulipotyphla; Erinaceidae. Bases 199 to 2955 code for a protein of 918 amino acids. The record is from RefSeq and is a predicted model, not a curated record. Gene Ontology annotation, biological process: microtubule cytoskeleton organization; protein polyglutamylation. The transcript has 15 exons. Gene Ontology annotation, cellular component: cilium. Gene Ontology annotation, molecular function: tubulin binding; tubulin-glutamic acid ligase activity.
CUAACUGACCAUGAGAUCGCACAUAACUUGUUUGCGACCCGGGGGGCCCCACCUGGAGAGACCUCACUCUCCUCAGCCCUCGCAGGGAUCCGGGUGAUCCUCUGGGCCCGGAAAUCCAGCUUUGGGAUAAAGGAAGAUAGGAGAAACACCAUGUGAUCACUUCAUCAUUCAUGAAGCUUCCCUCUAGCAGCUACUCCCAUGUGGUGCUUGGGGCUUGAUCCUAGGACAUCGAGCAUAGCAAAGUGCAGCCUCCCAGAGUUUAUGAAAAUGGAGCCAAAUACCAAUACGAACAGUGAAUCUGAGGAAGAGUAUGCUGAAGAAGAGGAAUCUGAGGAGGAAUGUGGUAAAGCAGAAGCCGCAGUCCCAUCUAACCCUCCUCAGCAGGCACUCUCAAAGACUGACUACAAGGCAUUUGGAAACAGAACUCCCCUGUCGGUUGUAGCCAAGAAAAUGCCACAGAAAACCGUAACUCCUACUGAAGCAGAUGACGUAGAAGCAGGGAGGAGGAAGAGAAAGCGGAAACGCAGACCCCUGGCCAUCAACCUGACCAACUGCAAGUAUGAGAGUGUGCGCCGGGCAGCCCAGGUGUGUGGCCUCAGAGAGGUGGGGGAGGAUGAAGAGUGGACAGUGUACUGGACAGACUGUUCGGUCUCUCUGGAGCGCGUCAUGGACAUGAAGAGGUUUCAGAAAAUCAACCACUUCCCCGGCAUGACAGAAAUCUGCCGCAAAGACCUGCUGGCCCGGAACCUCAACCGCAUGCAGAAGCUCUACCCCUCGGAGUACAACAUCUUCCCCCGCACGUGGUGCCUCCCUGCCGACUAUGGGGACUUCCAAUCCUAUGGUCGCCAGCGGAAAACCCGCACUUAUAUCUGCAAGCCAGACAGUGGCUGCCAGGGACGUGGCAUCUUCAUCACCCGAAACCCCCGGGACAUCAAGCCAGGGGAGCACAUGAUCUGCCAGCAGUACAUCUCCAAGCCCUUCCUCAUCGAUGGCUUCAAGUUUGACAUGCGAAUCUAUGUCCUCGUCACAUCCUGCGACCCCCUCCGGAUUUUCAUGUAUGAAGAGGGCCUGGCCCGCUUCGCCACAUUGCCUUAUGUGGAGCCCAACCACAGCAACCUGGUGGAAAUGUGUAUGCACCUGACCAACUACGCCAUCAACAAGCACAACCAGAACUUUGUCCGGGAUGAGGCCCUGGGCAGUAAGAGGAAGCUAUCGACACUCAACGCCUGGCUGCGAGAGCACAGCUACGACCCCCGAGAGCUGUGGGGGGACAUAGAAGACAUAAUCAUCAAAACCAUCAUCUCAGCCCACUCUAUCCUUCGCCACAACUACCGGACCUGUUUCCCCCAAUAUCUGAGUGGAGGGACAUGCGCCUGUUUUGAGAUCCUUGGUUUUGACAUCUUGCUGGACCACAAGCUGAAGCCCUGGCUACUGGAGGUAAACCACUCUCCGAGCUUCACCACCGACUCCCGCCUUGACCGAGAAGUGAAGGAUGCACUGCUCUGUGACGCCAUGACUCUCGUCAACCUCCGGGGCUGUGAUAAGAAGAAGGUGAUGGAGGAGGACAAACGUCGAGUCAAGGAGAGGCUCUUCCAGGGCCACCAGCAGCCACGAGAAGCCAGGCGAGAACAAAUGGAGUCAUCCCAGGCAGCAAUGCUGGACCAGGAACGCUACGAGGAUUCUCACCUGGGGGGCUACCGCAGGAUCUACCCUGGAUCUGACACAGACAAGUACACACCAUUCUUCAAGCACAACGGCUCCCUCUUCCAGGAGACGGCUGCGUCCAAGGCCAGGGAGGAGUGUGCCAGGCAGCAAUUGGAAGAGAUCCGCCUCAAGCAGGAAAACCAGGAGAUCACGGGAACUAAGAGGCGGAAGGAAAACCGGGAUCAGAGCCAGGGUGAAUCUGCAGGGGAGAAGAGCCGGUACAGGGCAGGGCUGCGCAGCCUCCCCAACCACCAGGCCUACAAGAACCGCCAGAAACAGAAGGCACCAGAGCUGCCGCCAGUGCCCGUGGACACUAUGCAGCCCCAAGACAUCGUGGAGGAGGAGGAGCUGGAGCGGAUCAAGGCCCUGCUCCAAAGGGAGAACCUCAUCCGAAGCCUGGGCAUUGCAGAGCAGCUCGCUCGCCUGCUGAACCCUAGCGGCCCGGUCCAGAGAAAACUUCUUGAGUAUCGGCCUCGGCUCCACCAGAAGGGGCCGGGCAGUCAAGAAGUGCAGACUGUGAACCUGGUUCCGCUGGUCCUCUUGAGCGGGGCUGCCCAAGAGCAGGGCCCUCCUUUCCUGCAUCCAGCCCGGCCCCACGCGGUGGUGCCCAGGAUCUUAGGGGCGCUGCCCAGCAUGAACGCCGCCAGUCCACCUCACUCCCAGUGCCACCUCCAGACAAAGACCUUCAGCUGGAUAGGCGACCCGGCAGCCGUGGGGCCCUGCUCACUGUCAGUGCGGACGUCCGGGAGGCGCUUUCUCUCCAGCACCAGAGUCAGGCUCAGUAGCCGUAAGUACGCGGCCGCGGUCUCGGUGGCUUUGGAGUGUGUCGGGCCCUGCGCGUCCGGAGGCGGGGGAGGCGGUGGACGGCCGCUGGCCCGCCGCCUCUGGGCUGCACCCCGGCGGCAGGAACGGCAGAGGGCCGGACGGCUAGCCGCGCCUCCAGGAGGGGCCCCGGGACGCCCAGCCCGGCGGAGUCCCGACUCGGGGCCGCGUGUUUCCGCUGCAGAAGUGCCACGAGCCAGCAGGCGGCUGGAGGCGCUCGGCCGGGCCCAGGCAGGAGCAGAGCCGCCUUCUCUAACCCCCAAGCAGGGCUGCCUCCGGCGAGCGGAGCGACGGGCGAGCGGCUCCUGGACCGCUGAGCGCAGCCCGCCCGGCGAGGCGGCGCAGGCCCGGGAGCUCGUCCUCGGCUCGGCCUCCGCGCCCCUGCUCCCGCCGCCCGCGGCGCUGCUGGACCUCGGCCGCCCCGCCUAGAGGGAGC